Messenger RNA from Lathyrus sativus (Indian pea), 1419 nucleotides. The record is from the annotation of a GenBank genome assembly. Lineage: Eukaryota; Viridiplantae; Streptophyta; Magnoliopsida; Fabales; Fabaceae.
AUGCCUCUUCUUCCUCUCCCAUCCACCACCAAAACCCUAAAUUCUCCAUCCCCUUUCUACCUCCACCAUGUCUCUUCCUUUCAAUCCAAAUCCAAACCCAAAUUCCAGUUUCAUCCAAUUCUCUCUCUCAAUCUCGCCUGUAAAGGUCUCACUCUCGCCGUCUCUUCCUCAUCACCGCCCGAUACGAAGCUGAGAAGCGUGGGAUCCAAAAAUAUUGAUGUUGCCACUAUGGGUAAUCUCUGUGUUGAUAUUGUUCUUAAUGUUCCGCAAUUGCCACCUCUGUCUGUUCAUGAACGCGAAGCUUUCAUGGAACGUUUGGCUUCCUCUCCACCUCCCAAGAAAUAUUGGGAAGCUGGUGGGAACUGCAAUAUGGCUAUAGCAGCUGCGAGGUUGGGACUUGACUGUGUAUCAAUUGGUCACGUGGGUGAUGAAAUAUACGGGAACUUUCUAUCAGAUGUGCUUCGUGAUGAGGGUAUUGGUAUGGUUGAGAUUACUCCUGGUGAUGAUACUGUCAGUAGCUGUGGUGACUCUUGUGAAACACUUAUAUGCUGGGUUCUCGUUGAUCCUUUGCAAAAACAUGAUUUUUGUAGUCGAGCUGAUUUUUGCAAGGAACCUGCAUUUAAUUGGCUGAGCAAAAUUUCUAGAGAAGCAAGAUUAGCUAUUCAAAAUUCAAAGGUUUUGUUUUGUAAUGGAUAUGGUUUUGAUGACCUAUCUCCUAGUUUACUGCAAUCUGUAGUGGACUGUGCUGUUGAAGUUGGCACAUCAAUCUUUUUUGAUCCAGGACCACGUGGGAAGAGUCUCUCUGCUGGAACACCAGAAGAACAAAGAGCUCUUAACCAGUUUUUGAGGAUGAGUGAUGUUCUUCUCUUAACGGCUGAUGAGGCUGAGUCAUUAACUGGCAUAGGAGAUCCGAUAUUAGCUGGGCAAGAGUUGCUUAAAAGAGGGAUCCGUACAAAGUGGGUGAUUGUAAAAAUGGGUCUUAAGGGUUCAAUUCUAAUAACUACAACAAGUAUAGUGUGUGCACCUGCAUACAAGGUGAACAUUGUUGACUCUGUUGGGUGUGGAGACAGUUUUGUAGCUGCUAUUGCAUACGGUUUUAUACAUAAUUUGCCAAUGGUUAAUACAUUAGCAAUUGCAAAUGCAGUAGGUGCUGCAACAGCCAUGGGCUGUGGUGCUGGUAGGAAUGUAGCAUCAUUGGAAAAAGUUGUGGAUAUAUUAAGAUCACCUAACCUCAAUGAAGAUAAUGAGUUUUGGACCGAAAUUCUCGAAAAGAAAGUGUUAGAUCAGGAAGUAACAUGUCUGUCAAAUAUUAUGAAUGGAAACAGAAAUCAUCUCAACUUUGUCUCAUUUGACCAGGUUGCCUCUGAGCUCUUGCCCAAACUUGAGUUUCCACAAACAGUGGAGAAUGUUUCAACUUGA